GCAGGCGGGGCUCCAUUCAGGUGGACGGCGAGGAGCUGGUGAGUGGGGAGUCGCCAGGCAGCAACGUCAUGGUGAACACCCAAGGCAGCGUGUACAUAGGAGGCGCUCCUGCCAUCCAAGCCCUGACCGCCGGCAAGUUCCGCUCAGGAAUCACAGGGUGCAUUAAAAACCUGGUGCUGAGCAGCGAGCGGCCAGGCCAGCCGCCGCGGCAGCCCAUUGACUUGCAGCAUCACUCGGAGGCGGGAGUUAACAUGCAAGAGUGCCCCUCAUAGGCUGGCCGCCGCCUGCCCCGCGUCCGCAGGCCAAUCGUGGGACGUCGGCUGUUUUAUUAUUACGAUGAUUCAUUUUUUUAAAGAAACCCAGAGGAAAAUGGUGCUUCGCUGCUACCCCAAACCAGUGGGGGAUGGGUUUGUUUGUGUGAUUGGUGCGUGGCAGCAGGGGGGCAGCCAGGCCUCCUGCCAGCCCCAUGGGAACGCGGACCCUUCGGAACUGAGACGGUGGAGUCGACCCAACCGCACUGGGCCCGGGGCCAUAGAGAGCCGGGAGCCCAACCCAGUGCCGGCCCUCGCCACGUCCUGCCCCACAAGGGCCCCACAGGAUGGGGAGCUCACCCCUCUGCCUUCCGGCUUCAGUGCUCAGAGCAUGUGCCCCCGAGCUGGGCGGGAAGGAGGGUGCCAGCUGGCUCUGCUGUGCCCCAUGCCCGCUAAGGGACGGGGGGUCCGGGGAGAGGGGCAGACGGGGCAUCUUUUCUCCUCUAGGGAGGGACAGGAUCCACAUUCAUCCUCUAAAGUUAGGAGUGUGGGAUCAAAGUCACAGCCUGCCUUGCAGUGGCACGCCUCAGCCCGCUCAGGGGGAAUCGACAGGAGAGCCUGGCCCCUAUCUCCGGGAGCAGUGAGGGGGCAGGCAGGGGGCUCCCAGCCUGGUCACCCCUCCCACUCCAUUUCAUGGGCCAGCACUACAGGAGCCAGCAGGCCGGGGCAGGGGUUCCCGCCAGGAUCUGUCUGUUUACACUGUAGCCAUCCCCAUUGCCUCAGCCACGCUCCAGCCCCCACACCACGGCUGCCCCAAGCCACUAGCUGGGCUGUCUCCCUAGAUUAUCACCUGGAGGGUCGUGCCCACGGAGCAGGAGGGCAGGGCCAGGCCCCGGGAGCGACAUCCCGCAUGCACAGCUGGGGCCCAUGCAUAAGGGCAGCCCCAUGGCUCGCUCCAGGUGCUGGUGGCAGGAGCAUCCCAUGGCCAGAGGCUGCUACGUGUUCCUGUGGGCAGCCAGCAGACCCCCCCCAAAGAUCAUUCCUCCCCAGUCAGACGGGCAGACAGACACAAGUGCCUUACUAGCAGCAGGACCCUCGGGUCCGGGCUGCCCCUAUUCAUCCAACAACCAUUGGGCAGACCCUUAAAAGCUGCCCACCCAUUCUCUGCCCUGCCCUGCCUGGCGGGGGCUGUUCCCUGCUCUGGAGCCAUCUGCUCACAGGACAAUCUUCGCUCACUGCUCUUGCCGGCUCUGCCAGGUCCAGAUCUAAGCACUUGCCCAGUGCCGGGCCCUGUGAAUCGCACCACCAACUGCACUGGGUGGAGCCUGCCCAGCAUCACGGCUCCUUUUUCACCACCACCGUCACGUGGUGGGACAGAGACGACUCGGCCUAGGCAGUGGCAGGCUGGGCAGAACAGCCCACUGCAAACAGCCCUUCGCCCCAGCCCACACCGGCUCCCUGAGCAGAACCGAGAGCUCCAAGGGCACCUGCUCUAAUGGAGCCCAGCAAAUGUCAUCUCUCUGCCUGGGUGACGUCCCGCCGUGGGGCGAGGCGCCAGCACAUGCCACAGCUCCCGCUGCCUUGCAUUGCCCUUCUGCCCAGGGGGGCUGCCACCCCAGAGAACAGCAGGGAGCCUCAGAUGGCGCCCUGUUAACGCACCCGACCCCAGACCGCGUCCGACUUGUGCUGUUUCACUGGAUUCCUAUUAAACGACAAAUAACGCCUGA
Molecule: messenger RNA, 1978 nt
Organism: Terrapene triunguis (Three-toed box turtle)
Lineage: Eukaryota; Metazoa; Chordata; Testudines; Emydidae
Exons: 2
Coding region: 337-1335 (332 amino acids)
Source: RefSeq, a predicted model, not a curated record